Anopheles funestus (African malaria mosquito) is the source of this 5017-nucleotide messenger RNA. RefSeq lists its product as uncharacterized. Bases 800 to 2443 code for a protein of 547 amino acids. Lineage: Eukaryota; Metazoa; Arthropoda; Insecta; Diptera; Culicidae. Gene Ontology annotation, biological process: DNA-templated transcription initiation. Gene Ontology annotation, molecular function: general transcription initiation factor activity; DNA binding. The record is from RefSeq and is a predicted model, not a curated record. The transcript is spliced from 4 exons.
UCUACCCGACCGAAGCAGAUUGACGGUCCUGACAGCCCAGUCUUAUUUCUCAGCACGAAAAUGGCUGAGUUGUGAGCGUCCUUCUUUUAGCAAUAUUUCCGGUCGAUUUCAAUGGUUCCUUCUACACGCGACCGAUUUAUUGAACGUUCCGUGCUCCGUAGCUGGUGGACGCAUUCCUCCCCACCCCCGUCCGCGCAUCGUUGCCGAUAGGUUGCCUACCUGCCGAAUGUAAUUGAAUGUAACAAAAAGGCAGACGAGCGUACACGGUUUGCGAACGGGGAAGAGAAAAUCGAGCCAAUCGAAAAUACUGCAUAGCAGAUAAAGCAGGAAGCUGGCUGGGUGAUAGCAGUAAGCCUAAACUCCAGAGCAGCAACUGUGAAAGGACACACACAUGCCGUGCAGAUUCCGUGCCACAAAUGGUUCACACAUUUGGAACGCUGGUUGCAAUAGGGAAGGAUUGCAAUAGACGGGAAAGUAGUGCCUGUUAACCUGUUAAGUAUCAUCUUCUUGUUGAGCAAACUUCGCACACAUCAACGGAACGCGCCGAACCGCAAUCGCACCAUAAGCGAUCAUCUAUCAAAGCCUAGAGUGGCCUUCCCGUUUUUUAUUUCUUUGUUGUGAAAAUUAGCAACAACGAAAACGAGAGCAAUAUUAAGGGACAAUCAAAGCCGACGAAAAAAAAAAUAUCAGACUAGCGUUAUAGCCCGGCCGAAGGGGAAAGUGCAAAUUGACGAAUACACCGGCGCAGCAUAGAGCACUCUACACAGUCCAGUGAAUCAAUAACGAUUGUUGCCACUUGAUGCAUAGCACCUCUCAAGGAGGUAGUAUGGCUGCUACUCUGCUACAGCAGAAAACCUUCAUGAACGGCCUGACAGGCGGUUCCAGCAAUGCCGGUGCGCCGGAUGGAAGUGCCAGCAGUACGGCAGUGACGAGCACCGGCACACCAACAGCUCUAGUGGGCACACCAUCCUCAGGAAGUGGUGUCGGUAUUGUGAAAACGUUCCUGCCCGUUUCAAAAACGCUCAUUCAUCACCUGCUGCCUAAUCACACACUGCAAACAGACCAUCACAAUGCACCCGGUGGUACGCUGUUGCAUCGCGGCAACAAUACCACCGGUGCGUUUGUCGUUGUAGCGUCACCGACGCUCGAUAACAUUAGCAACAAUCAUCACAGAACUGAACAAUAUCGAACAAAUCGUGGUACGUCUAGUGUAAGUACAUUUAACAUUCUAACACCGAGCGGAUGUGAUGAUCCGCCCGCUAGUGCGCUGGAUGAGAUCUUCAGUCCGCUACCUCGCCAGCUGGAAUCGACCGCACAGCCGUUGGAAAUCGCGACCGAUUGUGUGUGGGAUGCAAUUGAUCCUCCGGUCACUACGCCAGCGGCUGUUGGACAGUGUCAGCAACCCACCACCACACCAACCAAUCAUGCCUCAAUCAACACGCAGCACGCGUUGAACAGUUUUCACGCCGAUUUGCGUAAUGUCGAUGAACGGGAAACGCAUCGUACGGUGGUACCGGAUGGAUCUACUACCAGUGAAACGGUAGCCACUGUACAGAUGGAACAUACCGAAACAAAGAACGAACCGUUGCCAACCGUGGUGGAAACUGGCGAAGAACAGGAUGCCGAACCGGAGCCGGAAAUUGAUAUCGUAAUCAACAAUGUCGUUUGCUCCUUUAGCGUUCGGUGCCAUCUAAACCUGCACGAUAUCGCACUGAACGGUGAUAAUGUUGAGUUUCGGCGUGAAAACGGUAUGGUGACGAUGAAACUGCGUCGCCCCUACACGACCGCUUCAAUCUGGUCGUCGGGCAAAAUCACCUGUACCGGCGCGACUUCGGAAGAUCAGGCCAAAGUGGCAGCACGUCGCUACUCGCGUUGUCUGCAAAAGCUCGGCUUCAAUGUGCGGCUGCGGAACUUUCGCAUCGUAAACGUACUCGGCACCUGUGCCAUGCCGUGGGGUAUCAAAAUCGUCAACUUCUCGGAGAAGUACAAACAGGACGCUAGUUACGAGCCGGAACUGCAUCCCGGCGUUACGUACAAGCUGCAUUCGCCACGUGCCACGCUGAAAAUAUUUUCCACUGGAAGUAUCACCGUUACCGCUGCCAGUGUGGCCUACGUGCAAGCUGCAAUAGAGCACAUCUUCCCGCUGGUGUACGAGUUUCGCAAGAAGCGCACUCCGCACGAACGGCUCGAACUGCUCAAGCAGCCGCCCACCUUCGAUCCGCAGGACUUCGAUGUGCCGGAGGAUUGUGAUCUCGAUCCUGCCGGUGCUGUGAACGGACCUUUGGAGGAUGAACCUUUGGAGGUGCUUGCGCCGGCGGAGGAUUACGAAAUGCAGGAGGAGGAAACUGCUGCAAACCGAAACGGUAACACCAAAGCAAUAGACAAAAGCAAUAGUAUUAGGGCAGAAUGUGCUGCAAAGGGAGGACAACGUUUUGUGCACUAAAGCUGCGGAAAGCUCGGUCCUCUCUUCCCCCCUUUUUCGUAACCGUAUCACCAUGGGAUCAUUAUUCUAUCGAAUGCUCAGUGACGCGGUUCACUCCUCACAACUAGUCGCGUUCACGAAAUCCAUUAAUAUAUAGUAAUAAACUUUAUCUCGGAUCUUCCAUUGCACACAACACCCACCCUUCGAUAAAACAAAACUAUACCGUAACAUUUUUAUCUCUCUUUCACUCUGAUUCUCUCUUAUCUCUUACCUUUAUCCUUGUUACAUACUCAAGAUGCUUUAGCCUGAACGGUUGAGCCUUAAAGCAAUGGAGCUUUUUUCAGUUUUUUUUAAUUUUUCCUCUAAACUAACACACAAAUGAUGGAAAACAUAAAUUGACCAUUUACCAGCCUAGAUAUAUUUGGUCAAAAUUAUGUUGUUUUUUUUUCCUCCCCCUUUACACGCCCCCUGUUGGUGUGCUUCAUCAAUAUUUCCCUACUUAGUUUAUCUUGUAUUUAUAAACAAUAUAGAACAAAUUUGAAUGAGUUGAGUUGCAGUGUAAUAGCUGCAACUAGAGUUGAGUUUCCACUCUGUUUCUACUGUUGGAACCAAUUGUUUAAGUAAACCAAUUAAUAAGAUACAGUGUUUCUUACGAAAGGCUACACUGCCAUUGCCUUUUGCCGGUGAACAGCUGGCAUCAGUCUGUACUAAUUUUUAUAAUCCCCCCCGCUUUAUAUACUCAUAGGUGCGAUAUUAACGAAUAUUUACGUUAAGCUUUGUAUAGACGAUAGACUUUUUCGCGCACUUUUCGUUUUUACUAUUUGCCGUGAGAUUAGGAAUUUGCAGUGGGUGUGCGUACAGCUUAGAAUUGUUUUUUUUCUUUAAAAAAAAACAAAUGUUCACCUUUCAAUUUUAACCGGUAACAGUAAUAUGGUUUUCAUUUAAGUAAUUAAAUUCUGUAUCUAACUGGAAAACAAAAUCACAAUUUUUUUGCCGUCAAGUCGUGUCAAGUUUUUGUGACUGGGGUUUCAGUUUGCAGGCCUACUGGUAUAAUUUUAGCAAGAAAAGAAAAAAAACAACACAAAUACACAAAUCUGCAGUGGAAUUAAUGAAAAACCGCGGACAAGCCUAUCAUCCGUACGAAGCCUUACAUUUAUAGCGCAGGAAGCAGUUCGAGCAGCGCAUCACAAACUGCCUGAGAAAGAGGUUUAACUAGUAGUGAGAAGAAGAGGGAAUAAUUUAGUUAUUAAAUAGAGCUUUUAAUGAUAAAUAGGCUUUAGCGUUACAAAAGUGCCCCUAGCGUAAGGUCGUACAAAGAAAAACCCCCCCUGUACAAACCGCAAACCAUUCCCUGGUUGCGCUUGUUCUGAUAUUCGCAAUGAAACAAAAGAAGAAAAAAAGCAAUAGCCGUAAACCGACAAACACAUCUUAGUUCCAGUAGGACUGUCAUCUUGUGUGGCACAAAUCCCUUAAUUCCACUGCGGCCUGAAAACGAAUCAAAUGAUUACCAAAUUGGGGAUUUACGUUUGAAAACAUGUACUCACAACAACAACAAAAAGGCCGUUUUAGGGCGGGUGAAGGAUAAAGUGUGUGUUAGAGAUAGGGACGAACUGGCGAUGUAGGUGCGAAGCGGCUCUGGUCAUUCACCGGUCAUUUAUAGCCAAGUACAUGACACCAGUAGAUCUGUUACGGCAAGAAAAAUGAAAACGAAAAAAAAACAUUAAGCGCGUGUUACAUCUUCCAAGUGAUUUAGUGAGGCCGUUAGUACCCGAACUGUUUCACAUUUCGUAGCUAAUUCGUUUUACUUUAGCAGAAUCAUAUGGAUAAGUCCAGUGUACUACGAUUUUCCAAAGCAAUGUCAACAGAGUUAUAAAUUCUAUUCCAAUCCUACGCAUGGUUUUUGUUAAAAUAUUUUACACCUUUUUUUUCAAUCGGUUGGCUUACAGUUAGGGUAAUUAGAGGGCAUUGUUGAGUAUUUAUCUUUAUUGUUUUAGUAGAGCGUUUUUUGUUUUUGUAGCACAAUAAUGGAUUAAGAAUUGCGUUAAGUACGCUGGGGUAUAGUCGCAGCAUAUCUCGCUUAAUUUACGUACGGAAGCGACUAGAAGACAACAUUGAAUAAAUAAGUGAAGAAAGAUACACACAAAAAACACACACAUUGUAACCAAACAAAACCAAGUGCUUGCAACGGGAAGGAGGGAAAGCGUUUAAAUAUAAGGCUCAUAAUCUCAGAAUGUUCCCUAAUGACGGAUCCACAGUACCCCGUAAGGCAGCAGCAGAACGCAACAAAAACGUGCUGUAGCGCUGAACUGAACUUAUAGACGAUAGUACCAAUAUCUAUAGCAGUAACAAAAAAAAAACAUUGAAUCGUUGUAUAUCAGACAGUGGCAAACUUCAGGCUGAGCUCUACCCUCAAAUGAGACACAGAUCACAAUCCGUAGUACUGUAGGCGUGAUGAAACCAAAGACUUACAUUUGUAUUAUGCACACAUCAAAAAGAAGGAAUGGAAAGGAAAAUCGAAGUGAAAGUCGCUCAUAGGAAAAUAAAAACGUGCUUGCGUUAGCUUUUGAGACGCAAUAUUUCUAAUGAGAAAAAUAA